Molecule: messenger RNA, 3781 nt
Organism: Mobula hypostoma (lesser devil ray)
Lineage: Eukaryota; Metazoa; Chordata; Chondrichthyes; Myliobatiformes; Myliobatidae
Gene: tram1
Product: translocation associated membrane protein 1
Exons: 11
Coding region: 126-1244 (372 amino acids)
Biological process (GO): protein insertion into ER membrane; SRP-dependent cotranslational protein targeting to membrane, translocation
Cellular component (GO): endoplasmic reticulum membrane
Source: RefSeq, a predicted model, not a curated record
UCGGCGUUGUGGGGGCGGAGUCAGGCUGCCUCUGGAGCUCCUGCAGACGUGGUGCUGGCUGUGGUCGUCAGUUUGCAGCGGCCGCCGUCUUCACAGCUUCGGAGUUCACUUCUGCUGCCGGCGCCAUGGGUCUGCGCAAGAAAAGCAAGAACCCAUCGGUCUUCAGUCACGAGUUCAUCGUUCAGAACCACGCCGACAUCGUGUCGUGUGUCGCCAUGGUCUUCCUACUCGGACUCAUGUUCGAGAUGACAGCUAAGAUAGCUGUUUCUUUCGUCACUCUUCAACAUAAUGUCACAAUCUCUGCAACAGAUGAAAAUGCUGAAUCGAUCAUUUUUUAUCGUUAUGGCUUUAAGGACAUCGCUACAGUUUUCUUUUACACGUUGGUUGCUAUUAUUCUCCAUGCUAUAGUGCAAGAAUACGUGCUUGACAAAAUCAACAGGCGGAUGCAUUUUUCAAAAACAAAGCACAGCAAAUUCAAUGAAUCUGGACAACUUAGUGCCUUUUACUUGGUUUCAUUUAUCUGGGGAACAUGCAUUCUAGCCUCUGAAAAUUAUGCAUCAAAUCCUCGGAACUUAUGGGAAAACUACCCCCACUCGUUGAUGCCCUUUCAGGUGAAGUUUUUCUAUAUUGCACAGUUGGCUUAUUGGUUUCAUGCCUUACCAGAGCUUUAUUUUCAGAAAACCCGAAAGGAAGAUAUUCCUCGGCAGCUUGUGUAUACAAGUUUGUACAUUUUUCACAUUGCUGGAGCUUACCUGUUAAACUUGAACCGUUUUGGUUUGGUACUUCUGGUGCUACAUUAUUUUGUGGAACUUCUGUUUCAUAUCUCUCGACUAUUUUACUUCAGUGAUGAAAGGAACGAGAGGUGUUUUACGGUUUGGGCCACCUUGUUCGUAGUGGCACGACUGCUUACUCUCUCUCUGUCUGUCCUCACGAUCGGAUUUGGCCUUUCUGGAUCUCAAAAUCAAAGUCUCGAUUUAGCCACCGGAAAUUUCAACAUACUGGCUAUAAGAAUAAGUGCUCUGGCUGCCAUUUGCUUAACCCAAGCAUAUAUGAUGUGGAAGUUCAUAAAUUUCCAGCUUAAAAGGUGGAAAGAACAUGCACAAAUACAGGCUCUAAAAAAGAAAGCCACUAAUACAAAGAACAAACCAACUAAAAAAGGAGAAAAUAAAGCUAAUGGAGUAAAUGGGACCGUCACUCCCGAAGAUAAAGAUUCUCCACGUUUGAGGAAAACUAAAUCAUCUUGAAAAAUAGACACACCUAUAUACAAUUUGCCAAUUGCUUUACUCAAUUUCCAUUGACAGUUUUCUCUCAAACAUUAUUUAAUUUGCUGUAGUAGAGAUUUCUAGGUACUUGAGCAACCGGAAACAAUUAAAAGCCAAUACAACUAAGGGAAGUGAGAAACUGAAGGGUAUGGUGGGGUGGGGGGAGGCUUUUCUUUAUUCACACUGUCCCCAUUUUACAGAGAAAAUAGAGCAGGUUAUUGAGUUUUCAAUUUGUCUGUGAAGUUCUGCUCUACCAGAACAACUCAACAAGAAAUAGAAUACAGGACGACCAUAAACUAAUCCUCGAGUGCAAGUCUUGAUGAGAAGUUGCACUGUAGCUAGGGCUAAAUAUUCCUAACCUCCAGGAUUCCUGCAGCAAGAAAAUUGUUACUUGUGCAGAAGUGGUUUUUUUUGAAAGAAAAAGCAGCUCAACCUUACCAAAGUAGAUUUGACUUGGGAAGAUUUGGUGAUCUGUCGCUCCCAGUGGGGACUACGCUAUGUUGGGACGUGGGAAAUUUCUCAUGUGCAGCACCUCUCUACCCCUUGGGAAUACAACAUCAAAUAAUGGUCUGUUCUCCAUUCGUAUGCCACUAAAAUGAUAAUCUUGCAAAUUGACAUAAAAAUACAAAGUGCUGUAGCAAUGCAAUUGAGGCAGUGACCUUGUCUGGAAAAAAAUUGGUAUUUUAACAUUUGUUUUCACCUGUAUGUUGAGUUUUGAAGUUUGUAUAUUUUAACUUUAUUUUGUCAUUCAUCACAGCCUGAAGAAAAUGUUAUCUUUCCUUUUAAAGGCUGUAUCAUCUUAUAAAGUUAUAUGAGCAGAUUACUUAGCAAUUCAUCACCAGAGCAGUUUUAAAACAUAUCAAAUGAGAACCUGUACCAGUUUCUAUUGUUAAUAUUUACAGGAUAAUUAUACUUCAUUUUUUUAAUACUAGAGGAUUCACAUAAAUGUAAGUUUAUAUAAAGGAUUGGUUCCUAAUGUCAUUUAUUUUCCACACUUUAAUUUCUUUUGAUUGAAAUUGCGAUUUUCUCCACUUAUCUGGUCAUCUACUCAGGUUAGUUUGAACAGGCAGAAUUUUAAGAGAUCGCUGCAAUAUCACAUUUUGAAAGAAAACCAUGGAGAAAAAAAUUGCAGUAGAAAAUCAAAGAAAUGUAUACUUACUAUUUUUUAACUCUAUGAACAAUAAAGGCUGCCAAAUUUAAAUAGUUUUAUAAAAAGUUGUGCAAGGCCUUAAUAUGCAGUGCUGCAGAUAUAACGAUAGAUAUCAGGUAACUAUUACAAGGUUUGAAGGUGUACAACAUUCUGUAAAUAGGGAGUUGCUAAUUUGAAAUGAGUUUUGAUUUUAUAAAAAAUUGCAUUGAAAUGAGAAUUUCGUAUAAGGAUCUUCGUUACCAUCAAGUUUAAAAACAUUUAUAGACUGCUAACUAUAGGUGGAGCUUUUAAUUUUGUAAAUUAAGGAAUGCUCCUGGAUAAAGCACUUCAAUGUUUUCUUGGACUCCUGUCCAUUUUUCCAGUUUGGAACAUCACUAGUGUGUAGGUGAGGAAUUAGAAGUUAAACUGCAAACAACUCCUUUCCUACAUUGCAUUUUUGAUCACAAGGAAAGUGAUCAUACAUGUCAUCAAGUUCUAGUAACUAAUCCAUACGUGUUUCAACUUUGUCAUCUAAUUGUAAACGAAAGUUGAAUUAAUGAGGUAAAGGCAUCCUCCUGGUUGUGGAUUCCAAUAUGAGAAUGAGGUGCAUAUCAUCACGUAAUGACUGAAAGCACAAAAUUACCACAAUUUUCAUUAUUUGAGUGCAUAGUAACAAUUUUUUUGAGUGCAAAAUGUUAUUUUGAUGUGAGAUGUUCUAAAAGUAGCAAAAGUAUAGGCAGUGUAAUAUUGUGCCUUACUGUGCCUAAACCUCACUUGGUACUGUUAGAGCUGGAUGCUCAAACUACUACCUUUCCUUCACAUCAAGGUCUAUUGCCAAAAUGUGCAAACAGCAAGAGGAAGGAAGGCUGUAUUUUUGAAUUAAAUAUUCAUGGAUAAUUUCUUUUAACUCUGCUUUAUUUUAUUAUAGAUGUUUUCAAAGUUAAUGGAUAAAAGUGACCUUUUUCAUUGCUGGCAACUGAUGAGUAUUAAAAUGCAAUGAAUCUUACCAGAACUAUAAUGAUCAUGUCUCAAAUAAUCAGGAACCUGGUUUUAUUUUGAACGUGUUGUCUAUGAAUUGUAUUUUCAUUUAUAUGAACUGUCUGAAUUAUUGUAACUGCAUUUAUUGCAGAGUAAAUGUGAAGUAAGUUGUCCAUCCUAGUUUGACUCUUUAUUUAAUGCUGCAUCACCACAUUUACUGUAAUUUUUAGAAAUGAUUAAUUUGUACAACCGGAGAAACUAAAUAUUGAAAUUGCAAAACAAAAAGAGGAAUUUGGCAAAUGGAGCAGCAUUUUUGGAGGCAAAAUAAUAGUCUGGUUCUAGUCACCACCCUGCAUCAGGACCUGUGCAGAGUCUCGACCAGAAACGUUGACCAUCCCUCUGCCUUCACAAA